UUCAUCGCUACUCGAUUUGUAAACAACAAAGUUCGUAAACUUUUAUCGGAUUCACAACUCUUGGUAUUGUCUAAAUUUUAUUAUAAUUUUGUGCAUAUGUGAACCUAGGACACUUAAAUCUGAGAAAAUUACAAUAACGCAGCAAGAGGAUUUGCGUCGUUUUGUUAAUUGAAGAUUUAAACAUCAAAUAAGACAGCGGUCAAUGGAAACCACGGGAACGCAACAAUCCUAAUGACCAGCUACGAAUCUUUGUCGUUAUCGAAUGGCUCCGGUGGAAGCAGUGGGAGCGGCUCCGGUGGAUUGUGUCACUGGUUCAAACACAUGAAGCUCUAUCGGAUAGGAAUAAUCAUUGCCGCAUGUCUGCUACUGGUGCCGUUCGUGUUCUACUAUUUGCUGUUGAAUGAUGAAUCGAAUAUUCCAAACAACGACAUCCAUCGUACCCGCUCGCAGCUUGAGGUUUUUGAAGAUAUAAGCCCGUUGAAGGCGGCAGAUUUGAAGCUCCGGAUCGACGAGAUGUUGCGAAUCAAGGGUACGGUUUCUUUAGAGCUGCGAGAUCUGGAAGCGAGGCGACAAAAGUUGCAGUCUGACAUCGGGUUGUACAAUCAAAAAAUUGAUGAACUGAAACAAGAGCUAGCCCGUCAACAGACGGAACUCGAAAGACUGAAAAUUUCGGUGGAGCAAGCGCAGGUGUCGCAACGUGAAGCUAUUCUUAGGAACACUCCCGAAUUAGCUUUGCCAAAACCGUUAUUGUCAUCCUCACUUCCGUUUAUCAAUAAACCCAUUUCAUUGAGAAUGCAGUCGAGCUGUAAAAUGAGGACUUGUUUCGAUCAUUCGCGGUGUAGUUUAACGUCGGGUUUCCCGGUUUACUUGUAUGAUCCGGACGUUAGUUCUGUAGUAAGUAAUAGGUACGACAUCGAUGGAUUUUUAAAAACAACAAUUAAACAAACUCUGGGAUAUAACUCUCACUUGACUAAUGACCCAAAGAAGGCUUGCGUUUUCUUGGUUUUAGUCGGAGAAGCACUUCCAGAGCAGGAAACAAUGCGCAAUAAUCGGUACGGAAUCAGUAACCAGGAGCUUGUAAAAAAAGAGGAUAAAUCUGGAUUGAAUGUCACUAAGUUGAGACAGUUAGCAUAUUGGGGAGGAGAUGGUAGAAAUCACGUAUUGCUAAACUUUGCACGUCGAGAUUUGACUGCUGAAAUGGGAAACGUUUUUCUGAACGUUGAUACUGGAAGAGCUAUGUUGGUUCAGUCGAGUUUCGAGGAGGUACAAUUCAGGAAAGGAUUCGAUUUGAUUGUCCCACCGAUUCUAGGACCGCCUGGAGGAGAUGUGUGGCAAGAAUGCAGUCCAAUGCUUCCUGCUCGAAGAAAAUACCUUCUAAGUUUUCAAGGCGAAUUACACUACCAAAACCAAUCCAAUCUCAACCAAGUGGACGACGAGGCAGAAACUGUUGACGAUUUCAUUAUCGAGCAUCUGAAGGAAAUGUCAACAGGUCCCACCCAAGAUCGGUUCUUACUGCAGUUUGAAUGCAUUCCGGCAACAGAACAACGAAAUCCGUCAACGAUCCGCGAAUGGGCCUUAUGCGGAACUGACAACUCGAGGAAAUCUGUAUUGAAAGAUUCUACUUUUGCACUUCUUCUUGCACCAGGUGGAUUUAGCGUCAGCUCAACACUUUUUCAGGCACGACUCUACGAGGCAUUACGAGCUGGAUCCAUACCUGUGAUAUUGGGUGGAGAUCAGUCGGAAUUACCUUACUCGGAAACCGUGGAAUGGAGGAGGGCUGCCAUUUCGUUACCGAAAGCUAGAAUAACCGAGUUACAUUUCCUACUUCGGGCUGUAUCGGAUGCAGAUCUGCUAACUAUGCGUCGACAGGGACGUCUCAUAUGGGAGCGGUAUCUGAGCUCGGUUCAAGCGACCGUCGAUACUAUUAUAGCUAGCCUAAGAGAUCGUUUGGGAAUUCCACCGAAACCAAUCCAACCUGUUUUGGCCCAUAGCGUUUUCAAUGCAACGUUCGUACCGCUUAAAUCCGAUCCGGUACUUGACACUGAACCUGAAGAAUCCCUAGGUCCCAUUGAGCCUCCUUAUCCUAGUCCGGCUUUUAGGAGAAACUACACUACACAACUUAUUCAAUCUCGUGAAGCAUGGAACGAUUGGCUUGAUCCUUUCGCACUGUAUCCACAGCUACCUUUUGAUCCGGUCCUUCCAUCAGACGCCAAAUUCAUCGGAUCACAUAUGGGUUUCAGACCCAUUGGCAAAGGAACCGGUGGCGCUGGGAAAGAAUUUGGCGAAGCACUUGGAGGAAACAAUCCUCGUGAACAGUUCACCAUAGUUAUUCUCACUUACGAACGAGAGCAAGUCCUAAUGGACUCUCUAAGCCGACUGUACGGACUUCCCUACCUGCACAAGGUAAUCGUAGUUUGGAAUUCCCCGAAACCCCCGCUAGAAGAUCUCCGUUGGCCUGAUAUUGGUGUACCAGUGCACGUAGUUCGAGCUCCAAGAAACUCGCUUAACAAUCGCUUUUUACCAUUUGACGCCAUCGAAACAGAAGCGGUACUAUCGGUAGAUGACGACGCUCAUUUGCGACAUGACGAAAUACUAUUUGGAUUCCGUGUCUGGCGCGAGCACCGAGACCGGGUCGUAGGUUUCCCUGGUCGGUUUCAUGCCUGGGACACCAAUACCUUGGAGGGUUGGAACUACAAUUCCAACUACAGCUGCGAGCUUAGCAUGGUGCUGACGGGGGCAGCUUUUAUCCACAAGUAUUACACCUAUCUGUACACGUACACUUUGCCGCAGGCGAUCCGUGACAAAGUGGACGAAUACAUGAAUUGCGAAGAUAUUGCCAUGAAUUUUCUGGUAUCGCAUGUAACCAGAAAACCUCCGGUUAAGGUCACCUCCAGGUGGACGUUCCGCUGUCCUGGUUGCCCGGUGUCCUUAAGCGAGGAUGACACACAUUUCCAAGAGCGCCACAAAUGCAUCAACUUUUUUACGAAGGUGUUCGGUUACACACCGCUGCUGAAUACUCAAUAUCGAGCUGAUUCCAUCCUUUUCAAGACUAGAAUACCCCACGACAAGCAGAAAUGCUUCAAAUUCAUAUAAACUUUCGGCUGUUUGUUGGUCUUCGAGAUCAGUUUGGUAGCUGCAUCAUCACAGAAACGAGUUGUUUAUUUGCAUGACUGGAUAUGUGAUGAAAUCGCCGAUAAAGAUUUAUCCAUCCCAAGUAAGUAUUCCAAUGAUGGGAAUAUAGAGGGCAUACAUUUUAGGAUAAUUAUUCUUAACCAGCACCACAACUUUGUCGGUAAAUCUCAGUUACAGCACUCACUUCAAGGUCAGUUCAAAGGUUUUAUUUAGCACACAUAUAACUUUACGUGUAAGUACCAAAAAAUGGAUAAAACCAAGGAUGCAAAUGUGUUCAAAACGAACUACCUACUUAAUAUGUGAAUAAUUAUUUCAUGUUCACAAGAGUAUAUUGCAAUAUUAUACUAUUGAAUCUAGUUUACUGUUGAUAUAAUCAGACAACAUUUCAUUUAAUGGACUUAAGUUUUAAAAUUAUUAUUUUCUUGAGAAUGAAACAUUCAUUUGUUUUAUUUUUAUGUGUUUAUUCGAAUGUGCCACAUAAGUUUAAGUUUUAUCCAGGCUCUCAGUGUUAUAAGCUUAAUAGGCAGCGAAAUCAUAAACUGAACACUAUCCGUAAGUAAGUUGUGUUGUUAUAUAUUUAGUCUACUAGGUACUGGUAGGAAUUAUACCGGCAGUUUUGCUUUCCACUAAAUGUCUACACAAUAGUCAAAUAAAAAUGUGAUUAAAUGACA
Molecule: messenger RNA, 3803 nt
Organism: Uranotaenia lowii
Lineage: Eukaryota; Metazoa; Arthropoda; Insecta; Diptera; Culicidae
Gene: botv
Product: exostosin-3
Exons: 4
Coding region: 232-3093 (953 amino acids)
Cellular component (GO): membrane
Molecular function (GO): glycosyltransferase activity
Source: RefSeq, a predicted model, not a curated record